GCACAGCAAUGGAGAACUUGAAUGUCCCGUUCCCAGACCUUACUGAAGAACAGCAAGACAUUUUCCAGAGGGUUUUUACUGCUGAUGUCAAUUACUUGGAGAACAAUGAGAAAAUGAACCAGUCCUUCUGGGAAUCACUUGUCAAAUGUUUGGCCACCACUGACCCACCUAUCCUGAAUACUGAAGAAAAGAAUGAUCUCCUCAAGAGCUGCGGUGUCCUGCCUGGAGCCUGCGCAGCCUGCCUGAAAGCCAUAGAGCGGAAAGGAAUUGGGGCAAUGGCAGUCCUUUACCUCUUACUGAAGACAACCAACCCAUCUGGAUACAGGCAGCUGCCCAGCUCCAAGGGGAAGGAUGAAAAAUUGAAACUCCUGAAGAGACUGGAAAGGAAUCUCCUGCUUUCACAAGGAGAAAAAGAGGCUGAACACUCAUCCCAUGAAUCCAUGGAUGAAGAUACACAAGACAUUGAUGGGGAAGAUUUAGGAAGACAGAAGACUGAAGGCAAAUUACUUGGAGGUGCACCGGCAGAGGUUGUUCCCUCUAGAGGUUCAGCAUAUGAGAAGAAGAACACUCACCUCCAUCAGUGGGCAGUACGGUGGAUGGGCAUACGGAAGGAUGAUGAAUUCUUUCACUUUGUCAUUCUUUGCUUUGCAAUUGGAGCUUUACUAAUUUGCUACUACUACUACAAAGACUGGACUAUUUCUCUUGGAAUUGGUUUAAUCACCUUUGCUUCCCUGGAAACCACUGGGAUAUACUUUGGUCUAGUGUAUCGAAUUCGGAGCAUACUUGACAGUUUUGUUCCUCUGAUUGACAAGCUCAGGCUACCAGGUAUGAGGAAAGCUGCCUAG
Mesitornis unicolor (brown roatelo) is the source of this 845-nucleotide messenger RNA. It is a transcript of the gene TMEM40, whose product is annotated as transmembrane protein 40. The annotation marks the transcript as partial. The transcript has 11 exons. The record is from RefSeq and is a predicted model, not a curated record. NCBI's taxonomy places the organism in Eukaryota, Metazoa, Chordata, Aves, Mesitornithiformes, Mesitornithidae.